AUGGCUUCUAAAAACCAGAGCUCAAUCUUCUUCGUGUCCGUGGGUAUCGGCCCCAUGGAACUCAGCAAUUUAAUGGACCGGUACGAGCUAGCCCACAAGCGCUUAUCCGAGAACCACUCAUACGACGUGUACCACACUGCCCCCGAGCGGGAUGGAUUCGCCCUCGUCUUCAAAGUCUCCGUGGUUAUGGAGAAUCCAAUCCACGAGUUCCGAGAAGUUGCUCGUCUUGAGGCCAUGAAGUUACUGAAUACCUGUCUUAAUCCGAAGGCAGAGGAUAAUUUAUUCGUUGGUCUCCAGCCAUUCUCUCAUCCGACGUUUAAUCGCGCAACGAGGCAACCGUACGCAGCUGGGUAUGUUGCUCCGAUGCAGUUGACGCAGCAAGAAAUCCGAGAUGAAGCGCAGGAUAAGAGGGAUCAUGAUGAGUAUCAGUUCGUGAAUGUUGAGGAUAUGGUGGCAGAGCCUGGGGAUGAGCAAGUUCUAUACUGUCAGAUUGAGCACCAUUAA
Aspergillus steynii IBT 23096 is the source of this 504-nucleotide messenger RNA. RefSeq lists its product as uncharacterized. Lineage: Eukaryota; Fungi; Ascomycota; Eurotiomycetes; Eurotiales; Aspergillaceae. Bases 1 to 504 code for a protein of 167 amino acids. The record is from RefSeq and is a predicted model, not a curated record. The transcript is spliced from 2 exons.